Penicillium argentinense is the source of this 1410-nucleotide messenger RNA. RefSeq names its product MFS transporter. Gene Ontology annotation, biological process: transmembrane transport. The transcript has 2 exons. NCBI's taxonomy places the organism in Eukaryota, Fungi, Ascomycota, Eurotiomycetes, Eurotiales, Aspergillaceae. The record is from RefSeq and is a predicted model, not a curated record. Gene Ontology annotation, cellular component: membrane. Gene Ontology annotation, molecular function: transmembrane transporter activity. Bases 1 to 1410 code for a protein of 469 amino acids.
AUGGCAACUAUGACGAUAGCACCAGCCUCAGAUCCACCGGAGCUUCUGCGCGGCGACCAACAUGUCGAUGUGGAAGAUAUCGAAAGCACCCAUACUCUAUCCGAUUCGGACGAGUUGACCCCGCCAUUGCACGCGGUCAGCAUCUCGCCGAGAUGGAAUGAGACCAAAACUAUGAUAUGGCGGGUUACCGCAACAUGCUGGUGUGCCUUGGUGAUGGGCGCCAAUGAUGCUGCGUACGGAGCUAUUAUCUCUUCAGUGCGUGCCUUCUCAUGCCGUCCCGAAAAGUCUAUACUAAAUAAAUUACAGCUCGAGCUUUAUUACCAAAAGAGCUAUACGGUCAUAUCCCUCGUCUUCCUUUCGCCUUUUGCGGGCUAUGUAAUUUCCGCGGUCCUGAGCUAUACCGUUCACCAGUAUCUUGGCAGACGAGGUAUUGCUUUCAUCGGGCCUUCAUGUCAUCUGAUUGCAUUCGCAAUCAUCUCAAUCCACCCACCCUUUCCUGUCCUGGUAGUCCUCUAUAUCCUCGUGGGCUUGGGAAGUGGCUUUCAAAAUGCAGCGUGGAAUGUGUGGAUUGGAAACAUGGCAAAUUCGAGCGAAGUUCUCGGCUUCUUACACGGAUUUUAUGGUGUGGGGGCAACUGUUAGCCCUCUUGUCGCGACAAGUCUAAUCUCAAAAGCGGGAUGGCCGUGGUAUUCCUUUUAUUAUCUGAUGGCCGGAGGGGCUGCCAUUGAACUUGUCUAUGCAGCGAGCGCAUUCUGGACCGAAACAGGCGCCAAAUAUAGACAGGAAAGUGAGGGCACGACCACAAGGGGAGGCGCGCUCUACCAGACUCGCCUCUCCCUCACAUUCAAGGUAACCUGGAUCAUAGCAGCCUUCCUCUUCCUCUACGGCGGAACCGAGGUAGCAAUUGGCGGCUGGAUCGUCGUCUUCAUGACCAACAUCCGGCACGGCAGCGCCUUCGCGUCCGGAAUGACUGAAACGGGAUUCUGGCUCGGUAUUACGGUCGGCCGAUUCGUGCUGGGAUUCGUAUCGCCACGGAUUGGCGAGAAGAUGGCCAUCGCAAUCUACAUCCUCUGCGCGAUUGCGCUGGAGCUGAUUUUCUGGCUUGUGCCGGAGUUUAUUGUCUCGGCCGUCGCGGUUUCUUUUGUUGGGUUUUUCUUGGGGACGAUAUUUCCUGGUGUUGUGGUUGUUGCAACGCGGCUCUUGCCUAAACACCUUCAUGUUGCGGCUAUUGGGUUUGCCGCGGCUUUUUCGAUGGGUGGUGGUGCCGUUUUCCCGUUUAUGAUAGGUGCUAUUGCGCAGGUGAAGGGGGUGAGUGUGCUUCAGCCGAUUUUGCUGGCGAUGUUGGCUGUGGCUUUGGGGAUUUGGUCUACUCUGUUUAAGAUCCCAACAGUGGAGCAGCGUCGUGUUUGA